UCGGGGCAUCAUGUCGCUUGCACACACAGCUGCAGAGUACAUGCUCUCAGAUGCCCUGCUACCCGACCGCAGGGGCCCCCACCUCAAAGGACUGCGCCUGGAACUGCCCCUGGACCGCAUGGUCAAGUUCAUAGCCGUGGGCUUCCCCUUGUUGCUGAUGUCACUGGCAUUUGCCCAGGAGUUCUCCUCUGGGUCUCCCAUCAGCUGCUUCUGUCCCAGUAACUUCAGCAUCCGGCAGGCUGCCUACGUGGACAGUUCCUGUUGGGACUCACUGGUUCACCACAAACAGGAUGAGUCUGGCCAGCACAGGACGAAAUCCCUCUGGCCUCACAAGGCCCUCCCCUACUCCCUGCUGGCCCUGGCCGUGGCCAUGUACCUGCCGGUUCUGCUGUGGCAGUAUGCAGCCGUGCCGGCCCUCAGCUCAGAUCUGCUGUUCAUCAUCAGCGAACUGGACAAAUCCUACAAUCGCGCCAUCCGCCUGGUGCAGCACAUGCUGAAGAUCCGGCAGGAGGGCUCGGACCCGCACGCGUUCUGGGAUGAGCUGGAGAAGGCUCGGAAAGAACGAUACUUUGAAUUCCCCUUGCUAGAGCGGUACCUGGCCUGUAAGCAGCGCUCACACUCACUAGUGGCCGCCUACCUCCUGAGGAACUCCCUCUUGCUCUUCUUCACCUCAGCCACCUACCUAUACCUUGGCCACUUCCACCUGGAUGUCUUCUUCCAAGAGGAAUUCAGCUGUUCCAUGAAGACAGGGCUGCUACAUGAUGAGACCCACAUCCCCGAUCUGAUCACGUGCAGGCUGACCUCUCUGUCUGUUUUCCAGAUUGUUAGUCUCUCCAGUGUAGCAAUAUACACCCUGUUGGUUCCAGUGGUAAUAUACAACCUCAUGCGGCUGUGUCGGUGGGACAAACGGCUCCUAUCCGUCUAUGAGAUGCUCCCGGCUUUUGACCUCCUCAGCAGAAAGAUGCUGGGAUGUCCCAUCAAUGAUCUCAAUGUGAUCCUUCUUUUCCUCCGAGCCAACGUCUCUGAGCUCAUCUCUUUUAGCUGGUUGAGUGUCCUUUGUGUGCUGAAGGACACAACCACCCAGAAGCACAACAUUGACACAGUGGUUGAUUUCAUGACGUUAUUGGCUGGCUUAGAACCCUCAAAACCUAAACAUCUCACCCACGGGAUGUGUGAUGAAAAUCCGUAGUUAAGAAACCAUGAAGCAAGAAAUUUUAUGGAAAGUAAAAAUCUCUCCCCUUCUUCACAAGUCUCACGCACUAAUAUACAAAAACACCCACUUUAGGAUUGCUAAACUUGCAUUUAGCUGAAUCGAACAUCCUGUAUUAUGCUAUGCCAAAGGUGAGAAGAUAUAAUCAAUACAUGGAAACAAAUCUGAAAGUUGGAGCUGAUGAGUCCAAAAGCUAAAAAAAAAUAGAUCUAGAGCUUAAUAUGAAGACAGAAGAAAAACUAAGACUAAAAUUAAAAUCUAGGGACUUCCCUGGUGGUCCAGUGGUUAAGACUCUGCACUCCCAAUGCAGGCGGCAUGGGUUUGAUCCCUGGUCGGGGAACUAAGAUCCCUCAUGCUGCACAGCAUGACCAAAAAAUAAAAAAUUUAAAAAUAAAAGUUACCAUUAUUUUAAAAAAUUCAAAAAAAAUAUUAAAGUCUAGACAUUGUACAAAGGGAGAGGUUUCUACAGGCUAUUAAAUGGAGGUAGUUUCUUCUCACUCCAUUUACGCCUUUGUAGGAUACACGCUCAGUUUAGAGCAAGUGGGGUAAUCUGGUAAGAGAAUAAAGAUAUGAAAUCCCUGGGAACCCUGUGGUGUGGACUCAAACCCCAGCUUGUCUUGUGGAACUCACCAACCUUGCCCAGGUAUCCUGUGGCCUGCAAGAUGGGCCAAGAGAUGCUGAUGGCAGGAAUUUGCCGUCUGCUCUUGGGGCUUAAGGACAGCAUAGAACAAGGCCAGGGCCAUGCAUCAGCUGUGGGUGGAGCCUUGAGGUGUACAGAUACACUUUUUCAUUGUGUAAACCAGGGACUCACUUCACCAAGGGCUGGGAUUAUGGGCUGCAGACUCUGUAAUUCUUGAUGGGCCCAGAUAUGCUUCUAAUACCCCAGGGGAUGCUCUACCUCCACUUACAGCCAAUCACUGAUAGCAACCAUUUAGAACUAAACAGGAUAAAUAGUAAAGUGCUGUUGGGCCCCAACUCUCUCUUACUCAUCUUAGCUUCUAACUCCCAUUGCUAUGUUUGGAACCUUGAUCUGACUCCAAAGGCCAUGCUCGGACCACAAUACCUUGCUGUCUCUCAUUUGCUAUUUGUAGAGCUGCACAUUAUGUAUUUCUUCAGAGAAUUUUUGCAUAAGUCAUUUCGACCCCUCUUCAUAUAGAUAAGUAGAAAAGUUAGACAAAUUCAGAUAAGUUUACCUAAAACAAGCAAAGGGGUCGAUAUACCGACAUUCAUCAAUGGCUUCCUGUUGUCACUCGGUAAAAGCCUCAGUCUUCAGUUGGUACACAAGACCUUCACAAUCCAAAUCCUGCCUGCUCCUCAGUCUCUCCUCUUGCCUCUGUCCACAUACACCUUCCACUCUGAUCAACAACUUGCAGUUCCCACGCUUCUCAUGAUGCUGAGCCUGUGAAUAUGCUGUCCCCACUGCCCAGGAUGCCCUCCUCUGUUCUGCACUGGGCCAACUGCUAGCUCCCCUUCAAAAUCUCCCCAGGCACAUUUCCUUCAAGAAGCCUUCCCAAUCUCCUCUUUCCUUCCCUAACUAGGUGCUGCUAUGUCAUCCAAUACCUACCUCUGAGAUAAAACUUAUUACACUUAAUAAUAUUAAUAUAGCCCAUGUAUUUGUCUUUUCCUCUUAAAUAAGUUUCCUAAAGGCUGUGUCAUCAUAGGCACUAAUAAAUAAAUAUUCUUCGGAAUACAUAGUGAAUAGUUGCUCAGGAACAUUACAUUGUCUGGAGAACACAGAACCAGCCACUAAAAUACCCUGUAUUGAAAAAGCUUUGUACACAAACAUGCCCUUCACAGCAAUUGAUGAGCAAAAAGUCAAACAUGGAUGUAAAUAAUUAUGUAAAAUUAUUAAGCCAUAACUGGAACAUUAAGCAGUCAUUUAAAUAACAUUUCUAAAGAACUUAUAAUAGCACUACAAAAUGACUAUGAUAAUGGUAAGUGAACAAAAGAGGAAACAUCAUGUUCGGUAUGAUCUAACCUAUAUAAAAUGCAUUAAAAUAUUAAACAUACAAACUACUACAUAUAAAAUAAGCAACAAGGAUAUAUUGUCUAGCACAGGGAAUCACAGCCAUUAUCUUGUAAUAACUUUUAAUGGAGUAUAA
Messenger RNA from Globicephala melas (long-finned pilot whale), 3312 nucleotides. RefSeq names its product pannexin 3 (gene PANX3). Gene Ontology annotation, molecular function: wide pore channel activity. The record is from RefSeq and is a predicted model, not a curated record. NCBI's taxonomy places the organism in Eukaryota, Metazoa, Chordata, Mammalia, Artiodactyla, Delphinidae. Gene Ontology annotation, cellular component: plasma membrane. Gene Ontology annotation, biological process: monoatomic cation transport; cell-cell signaling; positive regulation of interleukin-1 production.